AUGGAAAUAUAUGAAAAGAAUAACUGGAUUUGUGGAUGCAGCACAACAAACCGUUUGUUUUGUUUUUCCUGUUUGUUGUUUGGUCACGGGGUUGCAGAGCCUGCCUGGACAAAAAAUGGAAUAGCCGACUUAGGACAUUUAGCACAAAAAAUUAAGAAACAUGAAAACACUCAAGUCCAUAUCAAUGCGCAACUGGAAAUGCAGCUUUUGGGAAAAGUAGAUAUACGGCAGCAGUUGGACAGUGCAUAUAGGCGCAGUAUUCAACAGCAAAAUGAACAAGUUAGAAAGAAUAGAGGUUUAAUAAAUUUCACUGCCGAAUUAGAUAUAGCACUUAAAGAUCAUUUUGAAAAAUCGACAGUAUUCAAAGGGGUAUCAAAAAUCAUUCAAAACGAAUUGUUAGAUUGCAUGUUACAAGUGGCUCAGGAAAAUAUAAGGAAAGAAAUUUUGGAAGCUGAAUUUGUUGCUGUUAUGGCUGACGAAACAACGGAUGUAGCUAAUUGUUAUCAAAUGACUACAGUAUUUAGGUACAUUCUACCAGAUGGAAGGCCAGUUGAACGUUUUUGGAAUUUUGUUACCCCCCCUGACCACGAUGCAGUUAGUCUCUCAGAAUGUGUGAGAACUAAUUUAAUACAAGUGCUAGAUAAACCAGAGAAACUGAUAGCUCAAAGUUAUGACGGCGCUAGUGUAAUGAGUGGACGUCGUGGAGGUGUUCAAGCUCUUAUCCAACGCGAUUAUAUUUAUGCUUAUUUCAUUCAUUGUUAUGCCCACCAGCUAAAUUUGAUUUUAUUGCAAGCUACAAGCCAAAAUCAAGAAGUACGGUUACAAAAAACAGUGACUGACCCAGUGCAAAUUCAGACUGCCAUAAAGUGUUUUGAAAACUGCAUCCAAAAAGAGAGAGACUGCUUGGAAACAAUUGAAACUGAAAUUUCUGAAGAUACCACUACUACUCAAACUAAAAAGCGUCGUGCAAAUGAAGACCAGCAUAUUUGCAGAGCUGUUGCAGCCAAGGAAGUUUGUGAUACCAUAAUUACACAUCGCCACUGUUUAUGCCAGAAUAGCAGCAUUUAUUCUUCGAAAACCCAAUUUAUAUCCAAAUAUGAAAGGAUGUUAGACUUGCUUCAGUUCUGCGAAACAGAUACUCCAGUUACAGCACAGCUUGUGCAGGCAUAUUGCAAAUUCUCUGAAUGUAACUUAAUUGGUGUGAAAGUUGAAAUGACUAAAGCUCCAAUUUUUCUUCAUUCUCACGUCAGGGUAGCGAAUUUGCAAUGUAGAAUGUUGGAUAAGCUACACGAACAACCAGUCGCAGACUUCAGCAGCCAGGGAAUGAAAGGAGAGGAAAACGAUAUCAUUCGGACCACCACAAAGAUUGGGGGCGGAAGAUUUCUCCAGGCUUAA
Acanthoscelides obtectus is the source of this 1395-nucleotide messenger RNA. NCBI's taxonomy places the organism in Eukaryota, Metazoa, Arthropoda, Insecta, Coleoptera, Chrysomelidae. The record is from the annotation of a GenBank genome assembly.